This is a messenger RNA of Atta colombica, 690 nucleotides long. RefSeq names its product zinc metalloproteinase nas-4-like. The coding region runs from base 1 to 690 and encodes 229 amino acids. Lineage: Eukaryota; Metazoa; Arthropoda; Insecta; Hymenoptera; Formicidae. The record is from RefSeq and is a predicted model, not a curated record. The transcript is spliced from 4 exons. Gene Ontology annotation, biological process: proteolysis. Gene Ontology annotation, molecular function: zinc ion binding; metalloendopeptidase activity.
AUGAACAUAAAUCCUGAAGAAUUGGGCAACUAUUUGGAAGGAGACAUCAUGAUUGCAAAAAGCCUCACACGAAACGGUGUGAAAGAUGAAAGUCUUCGUUGGUCUAAUGGCGUUAUUCCUUACGUAAUCAUGGGUAAUUUCGAUUACGAACAGUUGAAUCUUAUACAUGAAGCAAUAAAAGAGUAUGAAAAGUAUACAUGUAUCCAGCUUAGACCGAGAACAGACGAAGAGGAUUACGUCAAAUUUGUUAGUUAUAAUACUGGAUGCUGGAGCUACGUUGGCAAGAUUGGUGGUGAACAAUCAAUAAACUUACAAAUUCCUGGUUGUGUAACGAAAAAGGGUACUGUAAUACAUGAGAUCAUGCAUGCUACUGGCUUUUGGCACGAGCAUACUAGAGAUGACCGAGAUGAUUACGUGACUAUCAACUGGGAUAAUAUUGAAGAAUCAAGCACGCGUAAUUUUGUCAAACUUUCUCCAAAUAUCAUCCAAGAUUACGACAUCCCUUAUGAUUACAACAGCGUGAUGCAUUAUUCAGCUUACGCAUUUGCCAAAAACCCUAUUAUAAAAACUAUCAUUCCCAAAGUAAGUGAUAAUAAUCCGUCAGCAAAAAUCGGUCAGAGAGACAGACUUAGCGAAUCAGACUAUCAGAAAAUUAACAAAAUGUAUAACUGCAAUGUGUGUAUAGUAUAA